Messenger RNA from Tyto alba (common barn owl), 7496 nucleotides. RefSeq names its product phosphatidylinositol specific phospholipase C X domain containing 3 (gene PLCXD3). The record is from RefSeq and is a predicted model, not a curated record. Gene Ontology annotation, molecular function: phosphoric diester hydrolase activity. The transcript has 3 exons. Gene Ontology annotation, biological process: lipid metabolic process. Gene Ontology annotation, cellular component: synapse. Bases 192 to 1160 code for a protein of 322 amino acids. Lineage: Eukaryota; Metazoa; Chordata; Aves; Strigiformes; Tytonidae.
GGGGGCAUCGCCCGGGCUCGGCUCGGCGUGGGGAGGCGACGAGGGGCGGUACCGGGCGGGCGGGGCCGGGGCCGGGGCCGGGCGGGUUGGACCGAACGGCAUCGGCGGGAGAGCGGCAGAGGCACGGCGGAGGCAGCGGCGGCAGCAGCAGCAGCAAUAGCAGCAGCAGCAGCAGCAGCAGCAGUAGCAGUAUGGCUUCGUCGCAGGGAAAGAACGAGCUGCGGUUCGCCGACUGGAUGGCAGCUCUGCCCGGCAGCAUCCACCGCACCCCCCUCACCAACCUGGCCAUCCCGGGCUCUCAUGACUCAUUUAGCUUCUACAUUGAUGAAGCCUCUCCAGUUGGGCCUGAACAGCCAGAGACGGUCCAGAAUUUUGUGUCUGUUUUUGGGACGGUGGCUAAGAAGCUGAUGAGGAAGUGGUUGGCUACACAAACCAUGAACUUCACCAGCCAGCUGGGGGCAGGUAUACGGUAUUUUGAUCUUAGAAUUUCCACCAAGCCCAGAGACCCAGACAAUGAACUCUACUUUGCUCAUGGUUUAUUCAGUGCCAAAGUCAAGGAGGGUCUGGAAGAGAUCAAUGCAUUUCUCAUUGACCACCCAAAAGAAGUGGUCUUCUUGGACUUUAAUCACUUCUAUGGGAUGCAGAAAUACCAUCAUGAAAAGCUUGUCCAAAUGCUCAGAGACACAUACGGAAACAAAAUGUGUCCUGCUAUAUUUGCCCAUGAAGUCAGCCUCCAGUACCUGUGGGAAAAGGAACACCAAGUGCUGGUGUUCUACCACAGUCCAGUGGCUCUCGAGGUACCAUUUCUUUGGCCAGGCCAGAUGAUGCCAGCUCCCUGGGCAAACACAACAGAUCCAGAAAAACUGAUUCAAUUCCUCCAGGCAUCAAUCACCGAAAGAAGAAAGAAGGGCUCCUUUUUUAUAUCUCAAGUAGUGCUGACGCCAAAGGCUAGUACAGUGGUGAAAGGGGUUGCUAGUGGUCUCAGAGAAACGAUCACAGAAAGGGCUCUUCCGGCGAUGAUGCAGUGGGUCCGAACUCAGAAACCAGGAGAAAGUGGUGUGAAUAUUAUCACUGCAGAUUUUGUAGAACUUGGUGACUUCAUCAGCACAGUCAUAAAGCUCAACUAUGCCCUGGAUGAAGGUGAAGAUGACACUACUUGAUAGUACUAUAGUAUGUGUGUUGUCGUAUUAUUUAGAAUUAAAAAGAAAGAUUGCAUUUUAAAAGAAUUAUAUUGUAAAACAGUAAUCUUCCUAUAACACGCUGAGGUGUUUAGGGCUUUAGUGGGUGGGCGUAGGGGAAAUGUUUUAGUCAUUUACAAUCAUUUUUUACAUUUGUGUUUCAUGUGAAGAGCAAAACUAAACAUGUUUACAGUGUUUGAUAAAAGAAGGCCAUUUACAUGUUUUCCAUGAAGUACCAAAUGUGAUUCAUAUGUCUUCUAUGGUUAUGAACAGUGCCAAGAAAUCUGCUGUUUUCAGAGCAAUGGGAUGUAUAUUGCCCUCUGCCUGCCCACAGCAGGAUUCCCUGACAGCAUGAGCAUUAUGCUGGGAGAGGACAGUAUAUCUGGCCCAAAAAUUUUAAGCCGCUACACUUCAUCUAUUAGGUGGUUUAACUGAUUGUAUUUAUCAGUGAACUACAAGUUUAAAUGCCUUUGUAAAGUAAAUCCAAAGUCAUGCCUCUAACAUACGCAUAAUCAGUGGACAGUAAACAUGAUGUAUUACGUAGCGUGCACAGUGCACAGAUUAAAUCCUGCUUGCUUUUCGUUGUCAAAAUGGGGUUUUCCAAAGUCUCUGCCUCAGGUCAAGUCAGCAAAUAUGUGAUGCUGGCCUAACUCUGUACCAGGAGCUGCCAGUACGUAUUUCACCUGGUUCUAGCAGGAACAAAGUUAGGCCAGCUUGAAGCACCAGUUCCUCCCAGGAACAAUUUUAUGUGAGACUCUAAUCCAACAUCCACUGAAUUUAAUAGGAACAUUUCCUGUGUUUAGCAUGGAUUGGACAUAAGAUCAGUAAAUUGUGUGUACUGCAAGGUGGGCAGGAUUUUGUCCCAUAGUGGAAAUGUGCUUUCUGCAGGACUAAAACUGCACUUAAAAAAAAUAGGUGCAGUCUAAGCUUCUCUUUAAGGCAGCUACGAACACAACGCUUCUCUGCUGAUUCCAAAAAAAAUCAAUGCCAGUUUCAUCAAUGAAAAAUUCCUGUACUAAUGUGUGUAGUAGUUCAAUGUUUAGCUAAUAACAAUACUCUAUAGACCUUAAAUUGUUUGUGGGAUAUUAUACUGCAUAACACAAGGUUGAAAGUCUACUGAAUGGCACUGUUCUAGCAGCAGAAUCUCUAAUAGUCCUACUUUUAAUGGAACAUAUAUAAAUUCCGAUGUAUGGACAACGUAGUGAUUUCUAAAAUGAGAACAUUGCCACUGUAUGGCACCUAACUGGAUACAAUGCAAUCAUAUCUCCUGGACACAUCAACGCACAGGCACACAACUUUGGAAAGCAAAACAUUUCAUUUGUGUAAAACAAUAGAUGCUACAAUGUCUUAUAAGGAAAAUGCUCUUUGAAAUAUUGCAGGGCUUUAUGGGAUAGGACUAGGGUCAAGUUUCCAUUGAUACUGCUAGAACUUUUGAUUGAGUAAGAAAAGAGAAUGGCAUCAUACAAUCCUUUGCUAUUUUCUGUCAGAUGAUAAGGAAUACCAUCUCCCAUCAGAGUUUAAAAAAAGCAAAAAUGUUCAUAUUGAACAGGUGGGUUAAGGCAGGUGGGGUACAGGGUUUUUGUGAUUUUUUUUUUUUUUUUUUUUUAGCUUUGGAAGAAAGAGACUAAAAUGAACACUUGCUGCUAUUUUGUACUGAGAGGGUGCCUUGGAAAAAGUGUGUGUGUACUGUAAAGGAACAUUUAAGUGUAUGUGUAGUAUACUGACAUAUUUAAGUGUAUGUAUAUGACACAAAGAUAUCCAUGCACACUUGUGUAUCGAUAUUUGGGUUUCUGGACAGGUGUAUUAUAAAUUUGGUUGAAAAAAAUCUAUGAUGCCUCCUUCAGUAGCAGUUUUUUAUGUGUAAGUUAGGACUGUAAGAUUCAUCUGCAGUGAAAUCUGUGAUAUAAGACAGUUAGGUUUUUUAUAACAUUAAAACUUUACACAAACAGCCUCAAAAAUUUACCAAGAGUCACGGGACAUCUUUGCAUUGAGCAACAGGUAGGACCCUAGUGCUUUCACCCACAACUAAUCAAGAUAUGGGGUGGGUUGAUGCACUCCAGUUUACACAGGCUCUCCAAGCAAAAUUCAUGUAACAGACACAAAAAAUGAAACAUGAGCAUAUGUUUUUUUUGAACCCACCCUAUGUGGGUGUCCCACAUAGAAACAUGAAAAUGUUUUCUUAUUUAUUGCUGAUGUGGUAUGAAAUGCUCUUUUCAUUUUUCUCUUUAGCUAGAUUUUUUUUCUUUCAAACUCGUCCUGUCAGCCUUCAGCUGCUUAAGUAUAGUUAAAAGAGUUAACCUAUCCUUUUAAUAUAGCAAAGUAAUCUGAGUCCUUGGAUGGAGAAACAACUGGGUUUCUUUUGUUGGAUUCUGAUUGAAAUUCUGUUGAAUUCAAGAGCAUCAACACCACUGAGUUCCUCUUGGGACCCCCUGCUCAUACACACACCAAACACACCAAGCUUUUUGCUUACACAGAGGUGUACUCAAAGCAACUGUUCUGCUGUAUUUAAGAAAAGUGUGCGUGUGCCUGUAUUUAGGAGUAUAUAUAGAGCUAUCUUGAGCUUGUUAGCAUUGUUAUGAAAUGUUUGCUUAGCACCAGUUUUAUUCUAAUUGUCAUUUGGGUGCUGGAAAAUAAAAGCAAAGCAAAAAAAAAAAAAAGAUGGAAACCAAACCACCUCUGACAAAGAGGAUGAUAGACAAAUCAUAUAGUUUCUCCAUUAACAGGGAAAAAAAAAUAGUCUUAUCAGAAUGUUAAAUUUUGAUCAGAAGAAUUAUGUUUUCAUUUAGCUGUCAAACUCCUUUCUGUUGGAGAAGCACAGCACUUUAUGUUAGGGACAGGUAAACAAACUUGCCUUAAUUACUAAAACAAAAAAAGUUGAGGGGGACAUACUUCUCCCUCAUGCUUUUCUGGGGAUUUCAUCUGCAAGGCCUCAAAACUCUCAAGUCCUGAUAGGGAUGCAUUCCCUGUUGAUACUGUUUGGCAGAUCUUGCCAGAAAAGAAAAAGCCAGAGGGACUAUGCAGCACAAUUGGACCAUUCAGGAGCCCAGCUUUGCCACUCAUAUGCAGCUAAAACUCUUUGAUUUCAACCAGAAAUGUGCUUGUGGAGUUGGGUCAGAUGAGUUGUUCUGACCUGAUUCAUUUGGGAGGUUUCUCCACAUGUUAUGAGGAAUCUUGCAUGGGAAAUAAGAUGACAUCAGAGGAAAAAUACCUGUCUACACUACUAAUCUUCAUAAGCAUCUGUUUACAGAAACUGUCAUGUCAUUCUCCAGCAAAACAUUUUUUUUUCCUUCCUGUGCUCAGUUUCCCUCUUGCUAUGUUCAUUGCAUACACAUCAAGUAAUAGUGUUUUCUGAUGUUUUCACGUGGUUACUUGAUCCUUUUUUUUCAGUUGUACUUGAAAAAAAUGCAACUGCGCUGCACAACACAUGCAGUGUCUCAGCUGGUGUAAACCCACCUGGCUCCGUUUUUCAGUUUACACAAGUUGAGAUGUCUUUGUUCGGUACUAAUCCGACCCACAGCAAUUUGGACCAAAUAAGCAGCUGGUCCUGGAGUCUGAUACCUGCCUUGUGUGGAGAGGGGUAAGAUCAGAAUUGGACCACAGGAGCCUAGUUCUAAAAUGAGUGGGUUAUUUGCAUUCCUUUGCUGUUGGUUAUGUUACUGGUUUUGUAUGUCCUGACAUUUCAAAUCAUUCUUUUAAGCAUACACAUGUGUGUGUAUCUAUAUGCAUACGUGCAUGAGAGGGAAUGUAUGAUCCUGUAUGCUGGGCUUUCUGUCAUACUAAUACAAAUCCAGACCAUUUCUACUAACUUCAGAGUAGUUACCAAACUUUUACUCUGGGACGAGAAGGAGCAGAUAGUCAAUGUGAAGUGAGUAUAUACUGUGCUGCAGAGGAAAUUUAAAAUUGUGGAGCUUAACUCCACAACAUCAAAAAAGUGGAGUACCCUGAAAACACAGGUCCAGUGCUGUUUAUCCUGAAUAUAAUAUAUGGAGCACUAGCUAUUAGCAACUGAGUAUGCUACUUGGUGAUUUCAAGAGUUCAGUUAACAUUGUUUUAAUCUUCUAAACUCCUUUUCAGUGAAGUAAAAGCUAAUAGUGUAUAUGAUGUAUUUGCCAUAUCUCAGUGGUAGCUUCUGUGUUACAUACAGUCAACAUUGUUCCGAAUUGUGUAUGUUUACCCAAUUAUGAGGUUAAAAUAUGCUGUAUAGUAUGUGCAAUGUGUUGAUUAUAAGUAUGUUGGAGUUCAGUGAUCUAUUUAGUUUUUACUGUGCUGCUGUUUUGUAGGUAUGUGUGUGUAUGGGAGUAUGGAUUGUCUACAGUGUAUGGGGAAAUAAUAAUUAAUCCUAAAGGAAAAGGGCAGUUAUGUAACCUGCCUUAAUGCAUUCGCAUGAUAUUGUUUAAAUCCCAUAAUUAUCAGUUCUGAUUUCAGACAUUAUUGAGGAUUGUCCAUAGGGCUGACUCUCUCAUUUUUCGGCACUAAGGAGUUAAACUUGAAGUUAUGUGGAGCUCACUUACAUAUUGGUAAAUAAAGAGUAGGAUGUUUGUCUGAUUGACUACCUUGAUUGGUACAAGGUGACAAAGACAUGCUUUCCAAUGUGAUACAGACCAAAUCACUUCUGUGCACACACAACUCCUGCUGAUGCCAGCAGCAGUUGUGAUCAUGUAACUGAAUGGCCUAAAAUUCAUCUUCUAGGAUACAAUCAUGAUAGGAAGGUGGUGAUAACCUGGCUUUGAGAAAGUGCCUGGAUGCUAUGCAAUACUGCUCAUGUCCCAUACUGGAACAUAGCUGUAAAUUCGCAGGAAGAGCUUUGAACUCAGCUCCAAUCUAGGUUGGACUGUAAAAAUCUGUAUGUAAAAAUGAUAAAUGUCAGAGACUGAGCUGCCUGGCCUGGCCCGCCACAUACAGCAUUCUGCUUUCAGGAGCCAUGACAGCUUUAAUUAAAAAAGCUAUAAUAAUUUCCCAGUGCCUCACAGGACCUAGUGCUCUACUUAGAAAUCUCUACAUUGCCCACGGGUAUAAACCCCCUACCAUUCCCACAGCCAAGUCUAGCUCUCCCUUCACGGUUUCUGUCUCGGAUGCCUCUGCCUGAUGCCAAGAGUAAUUCUGAAAGAUGUACUGAUCACAGAGAGGGUCUACCACAUGCCUGGCCAGUUGGACAGGAGUAGGCAGUGUGCCUACCCUACAGUACGUUUGGUGUGAGGUCAGCUUCAGUGAGACCCACCUGAACAGUGAUUGAGGGAAGGCAGAAGUCUGAUAUCAAACCCUCUGCUAUCUUUGUCUAGUCAAAAUGCAGCAUCUUCCCACUCCUCUCCUUUGCCUCUGCUCAGUGCUCCUUAUCUCAACUUCUGCAUACACAUCCCUUUAACUGUCAGCUGUGAGCAAUGCUGUUCAAAGUGAGCAUUAGAGGUUUGUCAUCCUCAGUAGAUCAUAACAAUCCACAGGUUCUCAUAAGAGGUUAAGUACAGGGUUAAAAGGUGGCAGUGUCCCACAUCUGAUCUCCCAGAAUGGUUUAUCUCCACACUCCAAGUUGCCUACACAUGUCCUCUUAGAUGGGCCUCACCUUGGCUGAUGAGAAUUCAGUUAUAAAAUCUCUCAUUCCAAAUUAUAAACAAUUAGAUGAUAUGCCAGUGAGUAUUUCCUAAGAUGGAGGUACACUUGGGCUUUUUUUCUGCAGUGAGAUGACACCUACUAGUCUCUUCCCUCAGAUCUGGGUACUACAAAAGUCAAUUUGAUUGGGAGAGAUUCCUCGAGUAUCUGAAAUCAGUUUUGCGGUGAAGCUUGGAUCCUUAAAGCAGAAUCCUGGUUUAUGUGUAAUUAUUAUUAUUGAAAAUAACAAUAUGUGGUUAAAAAUACAAUUUUAAAAGGAAAAUAAGAAAUAUCUGGGCCUGCCAGGACAGCUGUUAAGUUUUUGUCUGCCUCAGUCAUCAGUAGCUUUAGGAUCAUGUAGGUGAUGAUUGGGAUGUUACUGCCACACUGCCUCCUGACACUGUUCAGGAUCUCUGUACAGAAGCCUUAUUAUUCCCAAUGAGCAUUAAUGCAUUUGAAUGACUUCUCCGUUUUGGAGGGAAGGAUGAUUGUGUAACACUGAGGACAUGGAGCUCCCUGUGUGUUGUGCCCACAAAGGUUCACAGAGCUGCACCUUCUCUUUUUAGGAUCUAAUCAAUGGUACUUUAAUAAAUGUUGUGUAAAAAAUGCCUACAGUUCUGUAUAGCAAAUGUGAAUUUUUAUGACAAGAACGUGUAUUUAAUGUAAAAAAAGAGUAAUAUAAAAUCCAGUUUCUUUGUAUCUGGUGAAACAUCUAAUAAAGCUCUGUUACCUGUA